GAUGCUGCUGAAUUCGGCGGGCACGAGAGCCCGUGAAGGCUGCGUUCUGAACGAAAUCCAGAUCACUGUAAAAUGGCGCAAAGGAGGCGAGGAGAUUGUUGACAACAUCUCGCUUGACGAAUCUGCCGGCAAUGCCUUCCUCAAGCGGAUGGCGUCUUCAUCUUCAUCGGUUUCGGCUUCCACCGCCAGCGGGCACACGAGCGGCGGGUACACUGCCGACGCCUCCAGCACGUCCAAGUCCAGCAACGGCUCCUCCAAACGCGUUUCGACCCUGUCGUCGGUGACGCUGUCGACCAUCGAGGGUCGCGGCGGGCGCCUCUCCAUCGCCUCGUCGAUGGAGAUGGUGCCGCUACCGUCGCAGCAGGCGCGCCGCGCCUCCGUCGUCUCCGUGCAGCCCUACUCGCCCGGCAGCGAUGUGGAGGUCAUACCGACCAUUCCAGAGUUCGUGUCGCCGGACGGCAGGCCGCCGCGGCCGCACGGCCAGCCGACGGCCGUGUCGUCGCUGGCCAGCGCCGGCGACUCGCUGCCGGAGGAGUCGCAGGGCGGCCGGCCGGCCAAGCGGGUGGCCUUCUCGCAGGAGGCCGGCGCGCACGAGUCGCACGUGACGGGCACGAGCAGCUCGAGCCCCGAGAUCGGCGAGCUGCCGCCGCCGGUGUCGGAGCCCGACCGCCGACUGACCGGCCAGGAGGAGCACGAACUGAGCGAGCGCGAGCAGAGCCAGCUGGCGAGCCGCGCACUCCAGCCCGGUCUGCCCUGUUUCGCCAUGUGGGUGGACCAGAGCUACUACCCUGGCCGGCUGGUGGCGCCCGGCCGAGGCGGCCGCUGGCAGGUGCAGUUUGACGACGGCACGGAGCGCCAGGUGCCCGAGGCGCAGGUGCUGCCCGUGAUCACGCUCUGGAGCGGCCUGUCCGUGUUCGUAGCGGCCCGAGGCCGAGGAGGAGUACCACUCGGCCAUCAUCACCGGACACCGGCUGACGACGCGCGAGGACGAGGUGGAGUACAUCGUGUCCCUGGACGUCCGCGGCGUGACGUGCGCGGUGGGCCGCGCCCGCGUGCUGCUGACCCGGGACCAGGCGCAGAUCGUGACCGAGCGCCGUCGGCCGUCGCUGGGCAGGCUGGCCGUCGGCUCGCCCUCCCGCGACCUCAGCCUCGAUAACCUGAUGACGGGCCGGCGACGGACCGG
Molecule: messenger RNA, 1183 nt
Organism: Pollicipes pollicipes
Lineage: Eukaryota; Metazoa; Arthropoda; Thecostraca; Pollicipedomorpha; Pollicipedidae
Exons: 8
Coding region: 2-1156 (384 amino acids)
Source: RefSeq, a predicted model, not a curated record